AUGACAGCUGUCAAUCUGAAUACGGGAAGAUCUGAAGAUAGUGAGACUCUUCUUUCAAAGGAUACGAAUCCAACUUCGACCGCAGAACAAAGCAAGAAUGACAACAGGUCAUCCACCGGUGAUGAUGAUUAUGACGCCCUCUCGGGAUGGGAUGGCUCGGAUAACUCUGAUGAAGACGAGGAGAAGGUCAAGUCAGAGGGAUCUCAAAGGGCUGAUUCGAACUCCAAGCUUGAGAACACAACAGAGCAGGGUGAAGCAAAUACCACUCAUAUUCAUGAACUUUCCGCAAAUGAUCUUGGGGCUCAAAGAAUUCUUGCCUUUCACAGGGCCCAUCAUGAAGAGGAAGGUUCCAAACUACCAUUAUCAAUGUAUAUUGAUGAUCAUUCAAACCAUGAUCCAGACGGCUGCUAUGUCUCACAGGUUCUACAAGGGUACACCGAAGAAAGUAGGGAAGCGGAUGAAAAGUUAAGAAAACUUGAUGAGAAAUGUUCUAGGUUGGGAUCUAGGCUCCAGGUUCCGGUCGGCGGAUAUGUUGAUUGGGUCAAGAACAUAGCUUAUCAAGAAGGCCUGAGCGAAGGGAUGAAGCGCUGA
This is a messenger RNA of Tremella mesenterica DSM 1558, 591 nucleotides long. RefSeq lists its product as uncharacterized. Bases 1 to 591 code for a protein of 196 amino acids. NCBI's taxonomy places the organism in Eukaryota, Fungi, Basidiomycota, Tremellomycetes, Tremellales, Tremellaceae. The transcript is spliced from 3 exons. The record is from RefSeq and is a predicted model, not a curated record.